UGGUAGUAUUAAAUAUAUGCAUUGAAUAUACAAUUUUUUAAAUUUUUUAAUUUCUUAUUGAAAAUGACAAAUAGUGAAACCGAUAAUUUAUUAAGGAAAGCUGAUUUACAAUGCAUGUUGGAAUUUGAAACACAAAUAUUUCUAGAUAUAGUUCACACUGAUGGUUUGGUAAUUGCUGCUAAAGGUUUGCAUUUGAAUCUAGUCAUUUUUAACAUACUUAAAGUGUACUGUGAUGUUGGAAAUUUGGUCAUAGUCUUAAACGCAACAGAACAAGAGGAAAAAUAUUAUCGUAAUAAAUUAAGUGACCCAAAUAUUUAUGGCACAACAUGUUCUACAAGCACUACAGAAAGAGAAGAUAUAUAUUUAUCAGGAGGGAUACAUUUUGUAACGACCAGGAUUUUAGUAGUGGAUAUGUUAAAAAAACGUGUACCAAUUGAUAAGAUUACAGGAUUUAUAAUUUUAAGAGCACAUACAAUUUUUGAAAGCUGCCAAGAAGCAUUUGUUUUAAGAUUAUACAGGCAAAACAAUAAGACUGGAUUUAUUAAAGCUUUUUCUAACAGUGCUCAAAGUUUUAUCAUUGGCUUUGGCCAUGUUGAAAGAGUUAUGCGAACAUUAUUUAUUAAAGAAUUAUAUAUCUGGCCAAGAUUUCAUUCCUUAGUAAUAGAGAAUUUUAAGAGACAUGCACCACAAGUUGUGGAGUUGCACGUACCUAUUUCAGAAAAAAUGAAAAAAAUACAAACACAUAUACUGGAUCUAAUGAAUUUAACUGUGAAAGAAUUAAAGCGCAUAAAUAAUGGACUUGAGUUGCAGGAGAUAUCAGUUGAAAACUGUUUAACUAAAAAAUUUCAUAAAAUAUUACAAGCUCAGUUAGAUGUAGUAUGGCAUCAACUAAGUGCAAAAAGUUGUCAAUUGUUAGCCGAUUUAAAAACUCUUAGGCAUCUAAUUCUGACAAUGCUUUUCUCGGAUUCAGUAACAUUUUAUAAUAUAGUGUCUGGUUAUCGUACAAUGGAGUAUGCUCAGAGUUCCUCUUGGGUGUUACUCGAACCAGCAGAGCUAUUGUUUUCACAAAGUUACUCCCUUGUUUACAAUAAUGACAAAGAAUUUGAUCCUGAGUUUUGCCUUAAGUGGGAACCGUUAUUAGAAUUAUUAAAAGUUGAAAUCCCAAAUGAAAUGAAAAAAUACAAAGCUAAUGAUGCUACCAUAUUGAUAUUAUGCUCCGAUAAUAGAACUUGUUACCAGUUAAACAAAAUCCUAACAUUCGGUCCACAUGACUACUUAUUACACGAAGCAAUCAAAAGAAAUUUGAUUAUAAAAAACAUGAGCCAAAAUUUUAUAAGAAAGACUAACUUAACACAUAUUGUAGAAGAGAAAACAAUUGAUAAUGCAAAAAAUAAAAAAAUUAAAGCAGAAAAUUCAAAUAUUGAAGAAUUGAAAUCGAAUGACGGGGACAAAGAGGAUUUUCAAAAUAGUUAUGUGUUAACAAUGAGUCAAUCAGUAUGUGACUUAAAUAAAACAGAUGACUCUGAACAUAUGUUUGAACCAUUUACACAGAUGGAAAAUAUGAACCUGACACAAAUCUGUGAAUCUUUAUCCGAUCCAAAAAUUCUUAUUCAAACUUUCGGAUCUUUUAGUGAUUGCGUAAAUCUACAAAAUACUUUAGAAAAUUUGAAACCAACAUUUAUUAUUAUGUAUCACUGCAGCAUGACAUGUGUGAGAGAGAUUGAGAUGUAUGUGGCUCAUAUGCAAAAGGAUAAACAAUUGAAGGUCUAUUUUUUGGUUCAUGCAGAUACGGUUGAGGAACAAAGUUAUUUAACAACAUUAAGAAGAGAAAAGGAGGCCUUCGAAUUUUUAAUUCAAACUAAAUCGAAUAUGGUUGUGCCACAAAAUCAAGAUGAAAAAACGGAAUUGUCACUACAAAAUGAAGCCUCAGAUUUAGCUAAAAACACCAGAGAAGGCGGAAAACCGCAACCGGCUAAAAAACAAAUUAUUAUUGUUGACAUGAGAGAGUUUAGAAGUGAAUUACCACCACUAAUACACAAAAGAGGUAUCGAUAUUGAACCACUGACGAUAACUGUAGGUGAUUAUAUUUUAACUCCAGAGAUAUGUGUGGAAAGGAAAAGCCUAUCAGAUCUGAUAGGAUCAUUGAAUUCAGGGAGAUUGUAUCAACAGUGUACCCAAAUGUCAAGAUAUUACUCAAAACCUAUGUUGCUUAUUGAAUUCGAUCAAAAUAAACAGUUUGGCUGGCAGAACAAUUAUAUGUUGUCAAAUGAUGCAAAUGACUUUAAUAUUCAACAGAAGCUUUUGUUAUUAACUCUUCAUUUUCCUAAAUUAAAAAUUAUUUGGAGUCCAAGUCCAUAUGCUUCUGCCCAAUUAUUUGAAGAGCUCAAGCUUGGUAAAGAUGAACCGAAUAUUGAGUAUGCAGCUGCAACUGGAGGGGAACAGGAUUUUGAUGUUAUCGAAAGCAAAUUUAAUUCAAAUAUUUAUGAUUUUGUUCAAAAGCUACCUGGAAUAACAUCAAAAAACAUGAACAUGUUUCUGAGGAAAUGUGAAAAAAUGGAUAAUGUCAUUAAAAAGUCUGAGGAGGAAUUGAAAGAAAUACUAGGUAAUGCUUCAGACGCCAAAACUUUAUAUUCCAUUUUACAUGAAAGCCAUAAACCUAACGAGGAAAUAGAACCAACUAAACCAAAGGGGAAAACGAAAUCCAAAUUUAAAUAUUAUAAAAAUAAAAAGUAACUAAAUUUUAAUUAAUAAACGUAUCAUUUAAAACAUUUUUGUAUCAAAUUUAUUUGUCCAAGUUUAGCCCAAGAAUUGAGUUUGUACCCACCAUCUACACAAGAAAAGAUACAAAUAUUUGCAUUGUAAUAAUAAUAAUAAUAAUAAUAAUAAUAAUAAUAAUAAUAAUAAUAAUAAAUUUUAUUCUUUAGACAAGAAACUGUAUAGAAAUCGUCCAGACUUAAAAACUAGGUCACAAAAAAUUCCGUCAGUGUAUAAAAAGAUUUAUCUAAUAAAUAUAGUUUUAAUUGUCUCUUAAAUGAG
Molecule: messenger RNA, 3036 nt
Organism: Anoplophora glabripennis (Asian longhorned beetle)
Lineage: Eukaryota; Metazoa; Arthropoda; Insecta; Coleoptera; Cerambycidae
Gene: mei-9
Product: DNA repair endonuclease XPF
Exons: 16
Coding region: 64-2733 (889 amino acids)
Biological process (GO): double-strand break repair via homologous recombination; nucleotide-excision repair involved in interstrand cross-link repair; resolution of meiotic recombination intermediates
Cellular component (GO): nucleotide-excision repair factor 1 complex
Molecular function (GO): damaged DNA binding; single-stranded DNA binding; single-stranded DNA endonuclease activity
Source: RefSeq, a predicted model, not a curated record